AUGAACUUAUCGUAUUAUGAAAUUCUUGAAAUACCCGAAACAGCAACACAUGAAGAAAUAAAACAACAAUAUCAAAAAUUGUUACUUAUUCAUCACCCAGAUAAAUCUCAACGUUCUUUAAUAAAUUCCGAAGUCACGAAUAAAAGCGAAAAAGUAAAUCAGAUUAUUGAAGCAUGGAAUAUUUUAAAAGAUCCAGAAUUACGAAAAGUUUAUGAUAAAGAACUAAAAGCCACAAAACUUAGACACGAUGGAUUAUUUAAUUCGGAAAUUGAUCUAGAUGAUAUGGAAUAUAAUCAAGAGACAAAUUCCUAUUCAAUACGAUGUCGUUGCGGUGGUUUAUAUAUAAUUACUGAAGAAAAUAUGGAUCAGGGUGCUGAUAUUAUUGGGUGUACGGAUUGUUCACUGAGAAUUCGUGUGUUGUAUGAAACUGUUUCAGAACACUAA
Molecule: messenger RNA, 444 nt
Organism: Dentiscutata erythropus
Lineage: Eukaryota; Fungi; Glomeromycota; Glomeromycetes; Diversisporales; Gigasporaceae
Source: the annotation of a GenBank genome assembly